Molecule: messenger RNA, 2065 nt
Organism: Hypomesus transpacificus
Lineage: Eukaryota; Metazoa; Chordata; Actinopteri; Osmeriformes; Osmeridae
Product: immune-associated nucleotide-binding protein 7-like
Exons: 4
Coding region: 166-1332 (388 amino acids)
Molecular function (GO): GTP binding
Source: RefSeq, a predicted model, not a curated record
CGUGUACUUUCUGCAGAAACAGGCGCACACAUCCCUCGCUGCCUAGCUGCCCUGUCUAUUGCUACAAUUACUUAAACAAGAUUUGCUUUAUUAUUCAUACUAUUUUCGAAAAGGUGAAGACAUUGAUUUUCAUAAUAUCGGGACACAAACUUGAAAAUACAGAAAAUGGGGAGCUGUGUAUGUAAACUACGUUCAUCCAGCAACGAUCCUACAGAAUUGAAUAUUGUGCUCAUAGGAAGUCAUUCUGCAGGAAAGACUACUGUUGGAAACAUAAUCCUUGGAAGAAAGACUUUUCCUUCUCGGCAAUCCAAUCAUAGAACUAGUGUUAGAAAAUUGCGUAAUGUAAAUGACUGUCUGAUUACUAUUGUCCGUACACCUGGAUGGUACAGCCUUGAAAAUAUUGAAAAGAAGACAAAAGAUCAGAUUAAAGGAUCGUUGUUUCAAAAUGGAACGGAUGCUUUUCUUCUGGUCGUAGACUUGAAGUCGAAGCCAUUUGACGGAAGUGAGCAGAAAAUUCUGGAAAGUUUGCUGACGGCCAGAGUCUGGAAUCAUACCGUGGUGGUGUUCACUAAUGAGGAGGCAGUGGAUAAGACAGGCGGUACAAUUAAGGAAUAUGUCGAUUCUUUUAAUGAGCUGAUUCAGAAAUGUGGAGGGAGGUAUGUUGUUCUCAAGAGUGGAGAGGAGUCCUCUGAUUACGAUCAGGGCAAAAUGGUAACAGAUGCUGUAAAAAGCAUGAAGACAAAAAACCACAAUCAAAGGUAUCUGAAGGAAACGCUCCCUAAAGUACAGAUAAAAACACCUGCAGAUGAGGAAGACAAUACAGAGGAAACAGAGGUUACAGGGGAAAAACAGGGGAAAACAUUGAUCAAAAAAAUACAUGGGGAAAAAAAAAGAAACCAAUGUCCAACAGUGCAAAUGCCGACACAAGGAACUGACUCACCAAAUGAAACACAGCAGUUAAUUGAAGUGAACACAGUUUCUGAAUUAGCCCAAAGCCCAGUUACUCAGGAUAAGUGCAUAAAAAAACCAAGGGGCCAUGACAUUGAUGAGAAUGAGUGGACCACCAGUCUUUGUCAAAUCCUGGAUGAACUCCUUGAAGACGAUAUCAAAAAAUUCAAGUUACAUUUACAAAUGGGAAAUAAUGACAAGAAAAGGGUCCCUGCUGGAGCACUUGAAAAAGCUGACAAGGUGACGCUGGUGCAGCUUUUACUAAAACACCUUGGAGCAAACGACUCUGUCACAAAGACGAGAGACGCCCUGAAGUUCUUACCCCGCAACGACCUGAAGAAGUCGGUCAUGCCCUUUCUGAGCAAACUCGGAGAAACAUGGUGAUGGAAUGAAGUAAUGAAAGUCAUUCUAAUGAACCAUUCUCAGGACUGUAUGAUGGACUGCAUUAUCUUCAUAAAUACCAACUGAGAUUCAAUACGGCAUUUCAUGACAAACGAUUACAUUUAAAGAAUGUUAUUGAGCAAUAAUUACAAACUUUUUUUUUGUUGCUGUUUUUUCAUGUGUUCAUUCUACUUCUUGUUACUGCUUGCACAGUGGCCAUGUACACAAUUGAUACUUUUUUUCACAUGUCAGAAAAGUUGAAAAUGUAACCUUUUAUUGUGUUUUAAAUGAUACUGUGUUUAGCCUUGUGUUUAGAGAGGCCACCCCCAAAUGAACUGUUGGCAAGAUUCAGACUUAGGUAAACAUACAAGACCCUUAUCUUGGGGCUGAAGACUAAGAAGAGUUGGGGGUUAGUAGGAGAUACAGUUUGACAGAGCUAGAAGGGAGACUGAGGUCUGGUGACCAUUAGCUGGUCACCUAGUGGGAGUAGGGUUGAUGUUGUAAAUGUCCACUGCAAGGAACGCACACUUGAGCGCAAAGUCUUUGCAAGAGAGCCAAUGAAAGGAGAGCCAUGUGACCGUUGCAUGCCUGUGUAUUACCAAAUGAUUGUGGAGAGCGGUUUUGUUUAAAUGGUUAGCUAGCACAACAUGCUAGCAGACAACUUUGUGACCACCAUGGCGUUUGGUCUUUGACUCAUUGUGGGCCGGGGGCCAGCAAUAAAGCUUUUUUAACUUCU